GUUUACACUUCAUGGUUGAGGAAAAGGCACUGUGCAAAUGAUCAUCUAAAUUCUUUAUCAGUAUAAUUGAACUAUGGGUAGACGCCAACGAUGACACCUCAGAUGUGACAUCUAGUGGGCUCCAGAGCACACCACCCUUCCUGAGCCGUAGCCCUGAGAUGCGACGGCGGCUCUGUGCCUUCUAUAAUUUACCACCAGAAUGGGCCAGCCGAGGACUCCAGAACAGCGAUCAAUGUUCAUCUUACCCCCAUCAGUAUGGUCAUCUCUCCUCCUGUUUCCCUUGGCACUUCUGUGCUUCUGUAAUCCUGUUGUGCUUCCUUUAUCCUGUAUCCACUGCUGCUGCUAUCUUUCGAGUAGGGGUAGUCGGGCCAUGGUCCUGUGACCUACUCUUUGCCAAAGCUUAUCCCAGUGCAGCAGCACGACUAGCUGUAAGUCGUAUCAACCAGGACCCAUCCCUCUACCCUGGGGUCACUUUUGAUUAUGUCAUUCUGGAGGAGGAUUGUGAAACAUCGCAGGCUGUCUCCCACUUCUUUAGCUACUAUGCACGGGCAUCUGCCUUUGUUGGACCGGUCAAUCCAGGUUACUGUGAUGCAGCAUCCCUGCUGGGGAAAACCUGGAACAAAGCUAUGUUCUCCUGGUCAUGUAUUGAUCAUGAGCUGGAUGCCAAAUGCAACCACCCCACCUUUGUCCACACUAUGCCCUUACCCACACAUGUGUUGCUGCAUCUCAUGCAGCACUUCCGCUGGGCUCACGUCGGUAUCAUUUCCUCAGGUGAUGACAUCUGGAUAGAGACUGCAAGCAAGGUAGCCAAUGCAUUGCGCAGCCAUGGUAUGCCUGUUGGCAUAGUGACAUCUAUUGGGAAGGAAGUGGCUAGUAUGCGCAAGACUCUAGCCAAAGUCAAGAGAGUAGAAAACCUACGCUUGGUGGUCCUCUGUAUGCACUCAGUUUUAAUAGGGGGUAAAGAUCAGCAGAUGCUUCUUGAAAUGGCCCAUGAUAUGCGGAUGACAGAUGGCUCCAUCAUAUUUGUCCCCUAUGAUACUCUCCUGUACAGCUUGCCCUACCAGAACCUUUCUCAAUACAUCCUUCCCAACAAUAGCAAGCUGCAACAUGCUUAUGAUGCUGUGCUUACCAUCACUGUGGAGUCUCCAGAACAGCACUCAUUUUAUCAAGCUUACAUGGAGGCACAGAUGGGCGGAGAGCUUCCCAAGAACAUUAAACCCCACCAGGUUUCCCCUCUGUUUGGUACUAUCUAUUCCUCUGUCUUAUUCAUGGCCCAUGCCAUGCAGAGUUUGAGAGCAUCAGGACAGUUGAUGUCUGGUAAUAAUCUGGCCCAGCAUGCACAUAACCUGACAUUCAAGGGCUUCAGUCACCCCAUCCACAUGAGCCAUUCAGGCUUUGGUCUACUGGAUUACGUGGUACUGGAUACAGAUGGCUUAUCAUGGGAACUGAGGCCUUGCUACCGCAUAGAGAUGAAGACAAAUAUGGUACACUUCCUUGGUCAGUCUAUUCACUUCCCCCGAUUGGGGCCACCUAAGACUGACUCUAGGUGCUGGUUCACACAAGGAAUCAUCUGUGGUGGAGGUGUGGAUCCUUUCCAUCUGCUUAUUUUCUUCAUCUAUUUUGUUUUACUUAUCUUCUCUAUUGUUGCUUCUGUUUACUUUAUAAGGCGACGAUUCAUUCAGAUUCAAUUAGUCCGGGGCCCAAACAAAAUCCUACUGACCUUGGCUGAUGUCACUUUCAUCAAUCCAUCACUGAGUAACAAGAAGAUGAGUUUGGAGGAAAGCAAGACCAGCGAUACAAGAAAAAGCACCUCAGAGCGCAGCCAUAACUCUCCAUUCUCUAGUCAAUCUCCAGUCACCUAUGAGAAUUCAAAUGUUGCCAUCUAUGAGGGAGAUUGGGCUUGGCUAAAAAGGCUUCCCCAUGGAAACUUUCGGAGUAUCAACCCAAGUACCACUGACGUGUUUGAACUGAUGAAAGACAUGAGGCAUGAGAACGUUAACCCUUUCAUGGGCUUCUUUCAUGACUGUGGGGUUUUUGCCAUAGUGACAGAGUACUGUUCUCGUGGCAGCCUGGAAGAUCUGCUGCAUAAUGACGAUGUCAAACUGGACUGGAUGUUUAAGUCUUCCCUCCUGCUGGACCUCAUUAAGGGAAUGAAAUACCUCCACCACAGGAAUGUAUGUCAUGGAAGGCUGAAGUCCAGGAACUGUGUGGUUGAUGGGCGUUUUGUGCUCAAAGUGACAGACUAUGGCUACAAUGAAGUGUUGGAGUCCCAGAGGUUUCCGUAUGUAGAGCCACAACCUGAGGAGCUGCUGUGGACAGCCCCUGAGAUUUUGAGAAGUUCUUUUGCAGGGUUGAAAGGCAGUCUGGCAGGGGAUAUUUACAGCUUCUCUAUUAUCAUGCAGGAAGUUGUGGUGCGAGGGCCACCAUUCUGCAUGUUUGAGCAAUCUGCUCAGGAAAUUGUUCAGAAAGUGAAGAAGCCUCCACCAUUGUGCAGACCCAUUGUAUCUCCGGACCACGCUCCCCUUGAGUGUAUCCAGCUAAUGAAGCUGUGCUGGAAUGAACAACCUGAGAGGAGACCAACAUUUGAUGAGAUCUUUGAUCAGUUCAAGAACAUAAACAAAGGGAAGAAGACUAACAUCAUAGACUCCAUGCUGAGGAUGCUGGAGCAGUACUCCUCUAACCUGGAGGAACUGAUCAGGGAAAGGACAGAGGAACUGGAAAUUGAGAAACAGAAGACUGAAACGCUGCUCACACAGAUGCUGCCACCGUCAGUGGCUGAGGUUCUGAAGUUGGGGAGCACAGUGAAACCGGAGUACUUUGACAGUGUCACUGUCUACUUCAGUGAUAUUGUUGGCUUCACUACAAUUUCGGCCAACAGCGAGCCAAUAGAGGUGGUGGACCUUCUUAAUGACCUCUACACACUCUUUGAUGCAAUCAUCAGCAACCAUGAUGUGUAUAAGGUUGAGACAAUAGGUGAUGCCUACAUGGUGGCGUCAGGUUUGCCUGUGCCUAAUGGGAACUGCCAUGCAGCUGAGAUUGCAAACAUGGCUCUGGAUAUCCUCAGUGCUGUAGGGACAUUUAAAAUGAGACACAUGCCUGAUGUCCCGGUCCGAAUCCGAAUAGGACUUCACACAGGUCCUUGUGUAGCUGGAGUCGUGGGCUUGACAAUGCCCAGGUACUGUCUGUUCGGAGACACAGUCAACACAGCUUCUAGAAUGGAGUCCACAGGGAUGCCAUAUCGGAUUCAUGUUCACUCCAGCACAGUUACAAUCCUGAAGGCACUGAAUGCAGGAUAUAAAGUACAGUUGAGAGGCAGGAUUGAACUCAAGGGCAAAGGCACGGAAGAGACCUACUGGCUCAUUGGGAGAGACGGUUUCAUCAAACCACUCCCUGUCCCACCUGAAUUAAAGCCGGGGCCUGAUAAUAAGGAUUUUAAGUUGAUGCUUCAGAAGGCAGUGAAGAAGAUCGCUGCCGUGCGUCAGGUGGCCCAGAUUACUCUGGCUGAUGAAGACAACAUCAUGAUACACCAUCAUUAAGAACCGUUCACUUGUGCUCUUUUGACCUGUGCAUUUGAGACAUUGGAACUUCAUGCAGUUAAUCAAUAAAACCAGGAAGUCCUUCUUUUCUAUUUCAGCCUUUUUCUCCCUUGGUCUGAUCAAAGUGGCUUGAGCUCUGGAUAUUUACUCCUGCCUGUAGUUGGGUUGGUGUGUCUCUAAAAGCAGGACUUCUGCUUUAUUAUUCACGGCUCCUGUUCAAGUUUGAGACGGUAUGUCAUCAUGUGCAUUUCAGCGACCUGAAAUUCCCAUAACUUCUCUUUUUUGGGACUGAAUGAACUUUAAAUGAAUUAAACUGCGACAAGUAAGACACAGCUACCAGGGAAUCAGGUGGUGAGUGGAAUAUUCCAGCACUGUCUUUCCAUCUUGAACUCUAUCCUGAGAGAUUACAGGCCUGUUCUGAAUAUGAAGCAUCUUUGUGACACAAGCCAAAGUCACAUGAGCAGCUAAAAUUAUCCACUGGGAAUCCAUUGCUCAGCAAGACGAGGAUUGGAUCAGCAGCAGAGAGAUAGACAGAGACAUCGACAGAGAGACAGAGAAGUGAGGGUAAGAGAUUGGAUGAGGGGAUAAAAGAACUAUGUGCUUUCCGUUUGCAUACAAAUUUCAAACUCUGGUUCCUAUCAUCUAUAGGAAAGAAAUAUCCUUCUCGCCUGAGGAGAAAAUUUCCAAACCUGGUCCUCUUUGUCCUUGCCAGGAAACAAGGAGCAGAAACUUGGUGCAGAAAAAAGAAACUAUAUUUACAAAAGUGUUCAUGGAAUAAUUAGAGCUGAAUGAAACUACAUAUAGUGUCCAUAUCUACUAGAAUAAACAACUGACAUGGUGGUACAAUAGAGCUUAGAACUGUUGCUGAAAUUCUGUUCAGACAGACAUAUCUUAAUACAGGGUAUGUUUAGCAUGGACUCCCAUGGAUGUCAUUAAUGCACAAACCUUUAAGCAAUAUAUUGAAUUUAACUGUACAGUGUCAGUGAUGUAAACAUGUCAAAUGUACAGUAUCUGUUGGUAUUUUUUUUUAGCUCUGAUAUAACUAAAAAAAAUUACACAAUCACAAGUAUGAUCGCUGAAGACAAGACAAAAUCU
Messenger RNA from Neoarius graeffei (lesser salmon catfish), 4631 nucleotides. RefSeq names its product guanylyl cyclase 2 (gene gc2). The transcript has 19 exons. Gene Ontology annotation, molecular function: protein kinase activity; ATP binding; peptide receptor activity. NCBI's taxonomy places the organism in Eukaryota, Metazoa, Chordata, Actinopteri, Siluriformes, Ariidae. The record is from RefSeq and is a predicted model, not a curated record. Gene Ontology annotation, biological process: intracellular signal transduction; cGMP biosynthetic process; protein phosphorylation. Bases 159 to 3536 code for a protein of 1125 amino acids.